AUGGCGCUUCCUCCAGAAAAGAUCAGCGUCAAACGACGACGCGAAGAGCCUGCUAUCGAAACGUUCUAUCUCCAAGAUCAUGAUACUCAUAGAGCCAAGAAGUCACGGACUGAUGGCGCCACAUCCGGAUUCCAGUUUAGACUCAUACGCGACGGAACACUGCUGCCCAGAUCUCGUCAGCAGCCUGAUAAGACGCAAGAACCUCGUGUCAAUGGCUCAGCUGUAUCUGAUUCUUCCAACGGCAUUCCAACGGUACGAGCCACGGCGCCGGGCGACGAAAUCGCCGAUUUUGUCAAGUUCAAGAAACAGCAUGAAGCAGCCUCUGGUGUAGGAGAAGCGACUGGACAAGGACGACUAGUUGAGAAAGACCCUGUGAGGUUGCCACCGGCCAUUGCGUCUAAUGCUCGUCGGUUUCAUCUCACGCGUAACAUAUCCUCAUCAUACGACGCUUCAACGAUAGCUUCUCCACGAUUUGCAGGUCGAAGCAAUGGUGUUCGUCCUCCUCUACCUACUUUUGUUGAGAGACAACAGUCGAGAGACUCGAAGCAGAUCCAUACCGCUGUCGAUCAGGCCACAGACAAUGCCGCAAGAAGUACCGGGCAUGGAGUUUCUGAGAGCCAUGCUAGUCAACUUUCCGAUACUGCAAAGAUCGGCAACUCAAUCAGUGAUCCUCCUGGGACUUGGAAUCACGAUUCCGAUCAGCUGGCGGACGAGCUCGCUGCCCUAGCUAUGGCUAUGGACCCGGACCACGAAGAUUCGCGAGAUGAGCCCAAGCCUGAGCCAAUCCCAGCACCAGCUAGCAGUAUGCAGAAACCUCGGCACGAGGAAGAAUUCAUCUAUGAGACGUAUGAACGCAUGCCAUAUGACUCGACAGACGACACUACCAUGAUCGAUGCACCAGAUCUCAAUGUUGGCGUUCUGGUCAUUGGAGAGGAGGACGAGGACCUGUGGCAAGAAUACAUGGAGAACGAUGAUGACGAAGAAGAUUGGGACGAAGAGGAUUCGAAUGCUGAGGAUAACCCUGCUAACGAUUACCCGGACGAGGAGGUUUCGUCUGAUGACGAGUAUGACCGAGAUGCCUACCGAUACUAUAGAGACUAUGAUGACGACUAUGUCUCUGACGAGGAAUAA
Messenger RNA from Cyphellophora attinorum, 1131 nucleotides. RefSeq lists its product as uncharacterized. The coding region runs from base 1 to 1131 and encodes 376 amino acids. Gene Ontology annotation, cellular component: cytoplasm. NCBI's taxonomy places the organism in Eukaryota, Fungi, Ascomycota, Eurotiomycetes, Chaetothyriales, Cyphellophoraceae. The record is from RefSeq and is a predicted model, not a curated record. The transcript has 2 exons. Gene Ontology annotation, biological process: protein import into nucleus.